AUGGCUGCGCAAAAGUUGCAAACGGCCGCGAUUUUAACGGACCCAGGCCCGGAACCAAAAUUCGUCGUGUCUAGAAUCCCCAUCCCGACCCCAGGCCCCAACGAGCUCCUGGUCCGUCUCUCGUGCACGUCGGUCUGCCACUCGGAUGUAUCCAUGGCAAAGGGCCACUUGGGUCCGCCGGCCUCCAUCCUAGGCCACGAAGGGGUGGGCCGCGUCGUGGCCGCCGGCUCCAACGCCGUCUACCUGAUCGGCGGCGACGGGGACGCCUCGUCUCUCAUCGGUCGCCGCAUCGCCAUCGGCCUGCUCCGCGACCUGUGCAACAUCUGCGACUACUGCCGCGCGCCUCCCGAGUACGCCUCCGAGAGCCGCUGCGCCGCCCGCAUCUUCUCGGGCCUGAGCCUGGACGGCACCUUUGCCCAGUACGUCGUCGUGCGCGCCCGCUACGCCCAGUUCCUCCCCGCUUCUCUCGACGCCGUCCCGGACGAGCAAGUCGCCCCGAUCCUGUGCGGCGGAGUCACCGCCUACAGGGCGCUCAAGGUCGGCGGCCCGGUCGCCGGGUCGUGGGUGGUCGUGUCCGGAGCCGCCGGCGGCGUCGGCGCCUUGGCCGUCGCCUACGCGCGCGCCAUGGGCUGUCGCGUCGUGGGGCUGGACGUCGGCGACGCCAAGCGCGCCUACGUCCUCGGGCAGGGCGCCGAGGCCUACGUCGACGCGACCCGCGCCGAUGCCCAGGCCGAGGUCAAGCGCGUCACCGGCGGCCCUGGUGCAAACAUGAUUCUCGUCACGGCCGGAGCCCCCGCGGCAUACGACGCCGCCAUGGGCAUGCUGGCUCCGUUUGGCACCGUGGUCUGUGUUGGCAUACCGCCCCCCGGCACCGUCACCAGCUUCAAUCCAUUCGAGGUCCUGUCAUACGGGUACAAAAUCGUCGGUUCCGUGACGGGAACGAGGGUUGAUGUGCUGGAGGCAUUGGACUUUGUCAAAAGGGGGUUGGUAGCGCCCAAGGUGAGAAGGGCCCAGCUCAGCGACAUUCAGAGUAUUAUUCAAGACGUCUCAAGGAGCGAGGGUGAGGGCAAGUUUGUUAUUGAUCUGAAAGACCAUGCAUCAGCGUUAUAG
Messenger RNA from Pyricularia pennisetigena, 1110 nucleotides. RefSeq lists its product as uncharacterized. The coding region runs from base 1 to 1110 and encodes 369 amino acids. Gene Ontology annotation, molecular function: zinc ion binding; oxidoreductase activity. The record is from RefSeq and is a predicted model, not a curated record. NCBI's taxonomy places the organism in Eukaryota, Fungi, Ascomycota, Sordariomycetes, Magnaporthales, Pyriculariaceae. The transcript is spliced from 3 exons.